AUGGCUGAGCAUCACCAUACCAUUUCAGGUCUGGUUGGGAAACUAGUAACUGAACUGGAGGUUAACUGCAACGCGGAUGAAUAUUACAAGAUUUUCAAGCACCACGAAGACCUUCCAAACGCAAUACCUCAUAUUUAUAGAGGCGUCAAAGCUGUUGAGGGAGAUGGAAUUACUUCUGGUUUUAUCAAGGAAUGGCACUAUAUAAUUGAGGGUAAACCACUUACUUGCAAGGAGAGAACUACCUAUGAAGAUGAAGCAAGGACGAUACACCACAGUACAGUAGAAGGAGUAUUGCUGGAUGAUUACAAGAAGUUCGACGCAACACUUGUUAAUCCGAAGGCUGAUGGACAUGGAAGCAUCGUAACUUGGAUAGUGGAAUAUGAGAAGAUUAAUGAGGAUUCUCCAGUUCCUAUUUCUUAUCUAACUUUCCAUAAAAUCAUCGAAGAUUUGAACACUUACCUCUGCGCUUCUGAUUGA
Messenger RNA from Papaver somniferum (opium poppy), 477 nucleotides. RefSeq names its product major latex protein 22. Lineage: Eukaryota; Viridiplantae; Streptophyta; Magnoliopsida; Ranunculales; Papaveraceae. The transcript has 2 exons. Bases 1 to 477 code for a protein of 158 amino acids. Gene Ontology annotation, biological process: defense response. The record is from RefSeq and is a predicted model, not a curated record.